GUCAACCAAUGAAUCUAACUCGCGAACAUCGGCUUAUGAGUGCAUUUCCAUUCUGGUGCAAGGGGCCGCAUUGGAUUGUUUUCCAACUAUCCAAAAAUUGACAUUUACUAUACUUGAUAGGCUUGAUACUACUAUCUCCGCACAGAAUCAAAUCGUUGGUAGUGAUGAACGCCUUGCGCAUUCUGAGCUACAGUCAAAUCUAUGCAGUGUUUUGACG
Molecule: messenger RNA, 217 nt
Organism: Racocetra persica
Lineage: Eukaryota; Fungi; Glomeromycota; Glomeromycetes; Diversisporales; Gigasporaceae
Source: the annotation of a GenBank genome assembly